AUGCUCCGCGGUUUUAUUGUUCGCACAAGGAGGCGAGGAAGCGGGGUGCCCGAAUGGACGCCUCUGUUCAGGGACGAGUGUAACUUCGACGCUGAGAUCUUCGAGAGGGUCAUGUUGAAUCUGAUCAAGAAUCCUAACAUCAACUCAUCAUGGCUCUUCAGGGCCGACAUUCUACUCGAUCGGGUCGUCUCAGAAGUUUCCGAGUGCCCAGCCUCCGCUUCAAGCCCUCAACCGUUGAUACCAGGGUACAAAGGUCUGGUGAUCAAGAGGCUCCUCGUCCGCAGGAUGAUCCCUCGGAAUGAACUUAGGGAUAAGCCUCUGGAGCAGAGCUGCGUCUUCUACCAAGGCACCAUCUCUGAAGGUGUCCAGAGGUCUCUCAUUAUAUAUCUCCCACAUGUACGAUCCGAGCAGGACAUCCCUUUUUACCAUCCAGCCGUGAGAGGUAUAGCUUUUCUCCAUGAUUGGAGGCCAGCAGAGGGCAAGGGCACUGUCUCCACGCAGUACCUCUUCUUUGACUCAGGCAGCAGGACCGAAAAGCUCACCAGGACGGCCCUGCAUCUGCUCCGAGUGUUGCACAAGCACGGUGAGGGCCAGGUGGCUGGCUACAAGAAACGAGUGCAUCACGAUGUCUUGGUUCCACAAGCCUCCCUGCAGAGUACCUACGCCACACUCAAGCAAAAGUAUGCCAAAUCUCUUGUCGAAGGCUGGGAGGAGGUGACGGAUCCUUCGAAACACGUCUUUGAGGACCUCUGCAUCGCCGCCUUCCUGAUCGAGCUCUGGAAGGAGAUGUACAAGGACCUUGACUUUCCUGGUUUCGUCGAUAUCGGUUGUGGAAAUGGCCUCCUCGUCCACAUCCUAAAUUGCGAGAACUACGCGGGCUGGGGAUUUGAUGCAAGAGUGCGAAGAUCUUGGGCCAAAUACAACUCGAGUGUUUCCGUCCGCAGCCUAGACGGCGGCUUUCACGUCCAGGAUUCCUUGAAGGCGCAUGUCUUGCUCCCUGCUGUUACCGCGAAGCCGACGGACAACAGCGGAAUCAAGAUUAGUGAGGGCCAGACCCACGAUGGCAUUUUUCCUGAGGGUACUUUCAUUAUCUCGAAUCAUGCCGAUGAGCUGACGCCAUGGACACCAAUUCUCGCGAGGCUGUCGGGUUGCCCGUUCAUUAUGAUACCAUGUUGCAGCCAUAACCUCGGUGGCGACAGGUGGCGGGCACCUCCACCGAAGGACAAAAUGGCCUCCCAUUCGGCCUACAACUCGCUCUGUGGGUGGGUUGCUGAGAUCGCCGAGGACUGCGGCUGGGAGGUCGAGAAGGAGGUGUUGCGCAUCCCAUCGACUCGGAAUGUGGCGCUGGUAGGGCGGCGCCUUGCUAACGAGGAGGAAUUGGAUAUUUACGCUCUGUUGUACAAGUAUGGUGGGACUGGUGGUUAUUACGACAACGUCGUCAAGCUGUUCAGAGCAUCGGCCCGGGGCCAUUAA
Cryphonectria parasitica EP155 is the source of this 1473-nucleotide messenger RNA. RefSeq lists its product as uncharacterized. The record is from RefSeq and is a predicted model, not a curated record. Gene Ontology annotation, biological process: tRNA methylation. The transcript is spliced from 2 exons. Lineage: Eukaryota; Fungi; Ascomycota; Sordariomycetes; Diaporthales; Cryphonectriaceae. The coding region runs from base 1 to 1473 and encodes 490 amino acids. Gene Ontology annotation, molecular function: tRNA (uridine) methyltransferase activity.